This is a messenger RNA of Cetraspora pellucida, 629 nucleotides long. The record is from the annotation of a GenBank genome assembly. NCBI's taxonomy places the organism in Eukaryota, Fungi, Glomeromycota, Glomeromycetes, Diversisporales, Gigasporaceae.
AUACCAUCCCAACUCCUAAACAAGACUUUCUAUCACAGCCAACCCCACAAAUAAUCACUAACAAGAAGCUCAGAAUCUAUCUUCAUCGUUUAGCUUCCGUUGAGCAGCGUGUUCGUAGCAUUCAAGCUAAAAUAUACAUUUGCAAUGAAGAUGCUCGUAAAUAUUAUGAGACAGACGGCAUGGAUGUUUCUGAGAAUGAAAGAGAACAAUUAAUAAAACGAUAUGAAUCAAUAAGCAAUGAUUUUGUUUAUGUUUUUCAAGAAUGGGAAGAUGGAAAAAGGGCUUUAAAAGAUGUAACUGAGCUAAUACCGGUAGAACCGGAUUUAAGCUCCAGUCGUCAGUCUCUUGAAGAAGAUACAGAAACUUUACAAGAUGAAAAUGACCAGGACGAAAAUCGUUCGGAAAAAACGCUUAUCAUUGAUUGGUCGCAAAUAGAUGAACCUUUAGAUAUAUUAGAACAAGUAUUUGAAGCCGAAGCUAAGGUUGAAUAUGUAACUAAGACUAAAUCAGAAGAGUUAGACUUGAUACAGCAAAAGUUAUCUUCAGAAAAUAAGGUUCUACAGCCCUCUCCUGAAGGAUUUAAGCUAAUACAAAUGCACGGAUCUAGAGUGGCUGUUGCAACAAAUUAG